AUUUUAUUUGUUGGUGCGAGCUGUAUCUAUAUAUACCCAGCUAGUAUCCAGUACUAAGAAUCAUAAAGCUAAGACUAAGAGAGCUAUUUCAUCAUUGAUACAUAGCAAUCAGUCCUUGACUUCUUGUACUACUUGUGAAAUUGCAAAAGCAGCAGUAGCUAGCUAUAGGGGUCGAUUCGAUCGAAGCUAGGUGAAGGAGAUGGCGAAGGGAUUGCUCACGGGCACGGGCUUGAUGCUGGCCCUGCUGCUUCUGGUGUUCUCCGCCGUCGGCGUUGGCACGGCGUCGGCGCAGGCGGCGGGGCUGAAGAAGGGGUUCUACAAGAAGAGCUGCCCGCAGGCGGAGGACAUCGCGCGGAAGGUGGUGUGGGGGCGCGUCGCCGGCAACGGCGAGCUCGCCGCCAAGUUCCUCCGCAUGUUCUUCCACGACUGCUUCGUCAGGGGCUGCGACGCGUCGGUGCUCCUGGACUCGCCGACCAACACGGUGGAGAAGAACGCGCCGCCCAACCUGUCGCUGGCCGGGUUCGACGUGAUCGACGAGGUGAAGGCGGAGCUAGAGCGGGCGUGCCCCGGGGUCGUCUCCUGCGCCGACAUCGUCGCGCUCGCUGCCAGGGACUCCGUCUCGUUCCAGUACAAGAGGAAUCUGUGGGAGGUGGAGACGGGGCGUCGCGACGGCACGGUGUCGAGCGACCAGGAGGCGCUGAACGACAUCCCGGCGCCGACCUCCACCUUCGACGUCCUCCUCUCCAACUUCUCCAGCAAAGGGCUCGGACUCCAGGACCUCGUCGUCCUCUCAGGCGGGCACACGAUCGGCGUCGGGAACUGCAACCUGUUCAGCUCGAGGCUCUUCAACUUCACCGGCAAGAACAACCCCAGCGACAUCGACCCCUCCCUCAACCCCUCCUACGCCAAGUUCCUCCAGGGGCAGUGCCGGCGCAACCUGCAGGACCCGAACGACAACACGACGGUGGUGCCCAUGGACCCCGGCAGCAGCCUCUCCUUCGACAACCACUACUUCGUCAACCUCAAGGCGCACCAGGGCAUGUUCACCUCCGACGCCACGCUGCUCACCAACGGCCGCGCCGCCAACAUCGUCGACAAGCUGCAGGACCCAGGCGUCUUCUUCGACACCUUCAAGAACUCCAUCAAGCGCAUGGGGCAGAUCGGCGUGCUCACCGGCGCCAACGGCCAGAUCAGGAACAAGUGCAACGUCGUCAACUGAUGAUCGAACAUGUCUACACCCUUACAGAUAUAUAGCUCCGUUUUAUAUACAUAAUAUAAAUAUCGAACUCUUAUCUCUAUCUGAAUAUCUGAUGUAUUGUAUUCAUACGGCGAUGCCGUUGCAUCAGUGAUAUAUGCAAUGUGCACUAUAAUAUCUCUAAAUUCCUUCACUCGAUAACAAGGACGUACGGUAAAUAUCAAUUUUAUGAAUAUCAUAUGUGACCUA
Messenger RNA from Setaria italica (foxtail millet), 1444 nucleotides. RefSeq names its product peroxidase 27. Gene Ontology annotation, cellular component: plasmodesma; plant-type cell wall. The record is from RefSeq and is a predicted model, not a curated record. Gene Ontology annotation, biological process: response to oxidative stress; hydrogen peroxide catabolic process. The transcript is spliced from 5 exons. Gene Ontology annotation, molecular function: peroxidase activity; heme binding. NCBI's taxonomy places the organism in Eukaryota, Viridiplantae, Streptophyta, Magnoliopsida, Poales, Poaceae. Bases 200 to 1219 code for a protein of 339 amino acids.